Molecule: messenger RNA, 2145 nt
Organism: Gracilinanus agilis (Agile Gracile Mouse Opossum)
Lineage: Eukaryota; Metazoa; Chordata; Mammalia; Didelphimorphia; Didelphidae
Gene: SV2B
Product: synaptic vesicle glycoprotein 2B
Exons: 12
Coding region: 1-2145 (714 amino acids)
Biological process (GO): chemical synaptic transmission; transmembrane transport
Cellular component (GO): membrane
Molecular function (GO): transmembrane transporter activity
Source: RefSeq, a predicted model, not a curated record
AUGGAUGAUGGUUAUAGAAAUAAUCCAAAUCUCUACCACGGAGCAAGGGAUAUAGCUAGAGAGGCAAAUCGGCAGUCUAGGAACCAAGGAAUGGAUGAUUAUAGGUAUCAGGAUGGCAACUAUGAAGGGUAUACACAAAAUGACAGCUAUUACCGUAGAGAUGAAUCCAAUCAGGAUGAAGAUGCCCAGAGUGAUGCUACUGAAGGUCAUGAUGAAGAUGAUGAAAUCUAUGAAGGGGAGUACCAGGGCAUUCCCCACCCAGAUGACAUUAAGACAAAGCAGAAGAAGAAAUCUCCCUCCAGGUCUGAUGAUUAUAGAGACCAGAAAGAUCUCAUAGCAGAACGAUUGGAGGAUGAAGAGCAGCUGGCUCACCAGUAUGAGAAUAUCAUUGAAGAAUGUGGUCAUGGUCGUUUCCAAUGGACACUCUUUUUUGUUUUAGGCUUGGCCCUGAUGGCUGAUGGGGUAGAAGUUUUUGUGGUGGGUUUUGUUCUUCCUAGUGCAGAGAAGGACAUGUGUCUAUCCAGUUCCAACAAAGGGAUGCUAGGGCUGAUAGUCUACUUGGGAAUGAUGGCUGGGGCCUUCAUCUGGGGUGGCCUGGCAGAUAAGCUUGGGAGGAAGAAAGUCCUUGGCAUGUCUCUUGCGAUCAACGCCUCCUUUGCUUCCCUCUCCUCUUUUGUGCAGGGCUAUGGCUUCUUCCUCUUCUGCCGCCUUAUCUCUGGUAUAGGGAUCGGGGGGUCUCUCCCCAUUGUAUUUGCCUAUUUCUCUGAAUUCUUAUCUCGUGAGAAGAGGGGUGAACACCUUAGUUGGCUCUGCAUGUUCUGGAUGAUUGGAGGAAUUUAUGCUUCAGCAAUGGCCUGGACCAUUAUUCCGCACUAUGGUUGGGGCUUCAGCAUGGGAACCAAUUAUCAUUUCCACAGUUGGAGGGUGUUUGUGAUUGUCUGUGCUCUUCCAUGCAUGGCAUCCAUGGUUGCCCUAAAAUUCAUGCCAGAGAGCCCACGUUUUCUACUAGAGAUGGGUAAACAUGAUGAAGCCUGGAUGAUUCUCAAGAAUGUGCAUGACACUAAUAUGCGGGCCAAGGGGACACCUGAGAAAGUAUUCACAGUUUCUCACAUCAAAACCCCCAAGCAAAUGGAUGAGUUCAUUGAAAUACAAAGCUCAACAGGAACUUGGUACCAACGCUGGCUGGUCAGAUUGACCACUACUUUUAAACAGGUCUGGGACAAUGCCUUAUACUGUGUGAUGGGUCCAUACAGAAUGAAUACACUGAUUCUGGCUGUGGUUUGGUUUUCUAUAGCUCUGAGUUACUAUGGCUUAAUUGUUUGGUUCCCCGACAUGAUUCGCCACAUUCAAGAUGAAGCUUAUAAGUCCAAAGAGAAGGUCUUCAAACACGAGCAUCUGGAACAUGUCACAUUCAACUUUACUCUGGAAAACCAGGUGCACGAACAUGGGAGGUUCUUCAAUGAUAAGUUCUAUAAGAUGAAAUUAAAGAAUGUAAUCUUCGAGACUUCCUUCUUUGAUGAAUGCUAUUUUGAAGAUGUCGUAUCUCCUGGGACUUUCUUCAAAAAUUGCACUAUUGAAUCAACUGUCUUCUAUAAUACAGAUCUCUAUCAUCAUAAAUUCAUUGGUUGCCGGUUCAUCAACACUACCUUUAUGGAACAGAAGGAGGGAUGCCACUUGGACUUUGAAGAAGACAAUGACUUUCUCAUCUACCUUGUUAGUUUCCUUGGCAGUCUGUCUGUAUUGCCAGGCAACAUUAUAUCAGCUCUGCUCAUGGACAAAAUUGGGAGAAUCAAGAUGAUUGGUGGUUCCAUGCUGAUAUCGGCAGUCUGCUGCUUCUUCCUAUUUUUUGGCAACAGUGAGUCUGCGAUGAUUGGCUGGCAGUGCCUGUUCUGUGGUGCCAGUAUUGCCGCCUGGAAUGCACUAGAUGUGAUUACAGUAGAGCUAUAUCCCACUAACAAAAGAGCAACGGCUUUUGGUAUCCUCAACGGCAUCUGUAAAUUUGCAGCCAUUUUGGGAAAUUCCAUCUUUGCUUCCUUUGUAGGGAUAACCAAAGUGGUACCCAUCCUCUUGGCUUCCUCUUCUCUGGUUGGGGGAGGUCUGAUUGCCCUUCGAUUGCCAGAGACUCGAGAACAGGUCUUGAUGUGA